AUGUCCGAUUCAUUGUACGCACAUAGAGAAGAUCAAAACAAUCAGAGAUUUGAACAGCUUGCACAAACUUUGCAUCAAUUUCGCAAUACAGUCAAUAAUGAUAUCCAUGGGUCGAUACAGCAGGAGAAUUCCAUCUUAGAUUCGUUGAAUGACAGCUUCGGUCUGUUAAUGCAACAAGUUAAAAGAACAAGCGGUGAUUUGAGAUCGGUGAUUAAUAGAAAUGCUAGUUUAUCUAGAAUUGUAGGGAUGAUCUUACUUGGUUUCUUUGUUAUUUGGAUGUUGUAUAAACUUAGAUGA
This is a messenger RNA of Scheffersomyces stipitis CBS 6054, 297 nucleotides long. RefSeq names its product Sft1p (gene SFT1). The transcript has a single exon. The record is from RefSeq and is a predicted model, not a curated record. NCBI's taxonomy places the organism in Eukaryota, Fungi, Ascomycota, Pichiomycetes, Serinales, Debaryomycetaceae. Bases 1 to 297 code for a protein of 98 amino acids.